This is a messenger RNA of Xenia sp. Carnegie-2017, 6606 nucleotides long. Its product is annotated as interferon-induced very large GTPase 1-like. The transcript has 3 exons. Gene Ontology annotation, molecular function: GTP binding. The coding region runs from base 619 to 5583 and encodes 1654 amino acids. Lineage: Eukaryota; Metazoa; Cnidaria; Anthozoa; Malacalcyonacea; Xeniidae. The record is from RefSeq and is a predicted model, not a curated record.
UUAAAAAUAAUACUUGUUUUAUUUUAUCCCUUAUUACUCAGGGAGAUUUUUUUUCUUUUUUUAUGUAUAGUUAGUAGGAUGUAUGGGUUUCUAAACCAUCCGUUUACAUUGUUUUCAUCUUUUUUUUUUAAAUUAUGAUUGCUUUCAAAGAUGUUGAAUUUCUCCUUAACGAUACGGCAUGCAGUGAUAUGCCAAGAUAGAGGGGCACAAAGGUGCCACUCUUGAUAAACAGCUACAAUGUAGCUACAAAAUAAAUGAAAACAGAUUCUUUUGGGAAAGUGUUCUCUGAAUUAUAAAGUUCAUUGUAAUGUUCGAGUGUUUAUUAUAGACAAAGUAAAUUAUUUUGUAUUGUAAGCCGCUUUUAACUGUAUCGUUUGCCGAUUUUAACUGUAUUGUUUGCAGAUUUUGAACUGAUCGUUAUUCAAUAUUUCCGGUCAUGUGAUCUCAGUCUCAUAAUUGUUCAUAUUCUUCCAAGAAUUGGUAAUUGUUUAAUGAAGCAGUUUCUUACGCGGAAACAGUCUUACACUGCUUUAGCUGUUUUCUAUCGUUUUUUUACAUCAACUAGCAAAACAAACACGUAUUUUUUAUCUAGAAUCGAAGCAGCAAUCAGGCGAAGCCAUGAGUAAAAACAACCCAUCAAAUGACAUCAAUGAACAAAAGGGAAAGUUAGGAGAUAAUGAGGAAAAUAAUGUCGCAAAUAGUAGCAUCAAAGAGGAAAAUGUGGAUAACUACAAAGAAUAUGGCAAAGAUUCUGAAAAAUAUGGGAUAUUUAGAGAAAAUGCAGACGAGUUCAAAAAUGGCUUUGGUAGAAUCAGAAGUCUAACGUUAUCACAUUUCAAUAAAUUAAAAUUCUUGCCGGAGUCAAAACUUACGUUGAAACACGCACGCACUGUCGACAAUCAAACGUUUACUGACGACAGACUGAAUUCCCAUGAUCAAAUUCCAAAUUAUAUUCUUAAAACGCUAAUGAUUGCUGACUACCAUGCACGUGAGUUCACAUUGAAACCAUUAAAUUCAAACCAGCCUGGUAAAGUUUGCAAUACAUUAAAUGAUGAAUAUGGUUCUGAUAGUGAUAGUGAUGACGAUGGUAAAGAGAAUGAGAUGAAUUCAGAUAAAUUAAAAAGUGAAAGUGUUGAAGGGGUUAACCCUAUGGAUGCAUUGUUAGGGAUUUUUCAUUGUUCGGAUGAUUUCUUACGACGAGAUAUAGCAGUUAAACUUAGUGCAUGUCAACUCAGCGUUCCUUUCAUUUUACCUCAUCCUGACAUGCCGACAGAAAGCGUAACAAUCUUACUUUCAGCGUUAGAAACAAUAACAAAGUCUUGGAAAGGUUCUUCAUCGGACAACACUGCGAAAGAGGUCUACGCAACAGAACAUCCAUUUCCUAUAGUGUCAUUUAUCCGGGUGGGUAAUGUGACCAUGUCUAAAUCGUCUCUGAUGAACAAGAUUAUCAGUGAUGGUAAUGGUGAUCACGAAUUCUUUUUUCAUAAAAACAUCAAAGGUGGUGAUGUUAAAAGGAAAGUCGUUGAUGGUUUGGUUGAACUUGUGUGGUAUCUUCCUGGUGGAUGUGACAAGAACGCGUUAAAAAAUGAAAUCUGUUUUGCCAAUCUUCGUGGAGAUGCCCAAAAUUUUAAGAAGCAAGUUAAUAUACUUAAAAAUUUAUCAAACGUCUUGUGUAUUUUAUUGCCCUCAGAAAUGCCUGACGAACACAUGAAAAACUUCUUGAAUGAUGCUCUGCUGCUCAAUGGCAAAAACAUUCUCAUUUUCAACGAAAAAAGGCGAGAAGAAGAAAGGAAAUUCUACAACGGUUUGAAAAAUCAACAUUCUACAAAAUUAUCAUUUUUCACAAAAGCACAAAAGCCAAACGAAUAUAAUUUUCUUCAAAGUAUUCACCAGGCUAUUAUGCGCAAUAUAAAAAAGGAUGAAGUAAAGUCUUUAGUAGAACUCAGAGAAUGGUCAAAAGAAAGUGGCGCUUGUUUUGAUGACGACAAGCCUUAUGUCGACUUAGGAAAAACUGUGGAAACAUGGCUAACUUCGGGGUAUAACAAAGCAAAAAACUUGUUUAAGCUACAAAGUCAUAUACCAGUUUUUGCUGACUUAGAAAGGAAGAAACUUAAUCCAAAAGUUCGUCGUAGCAAUGAAAAUACGACUCGGCAAAACGAAGCCGAUGAAUUAUAUAAAGAAAUUGAAAAAGAAAGAGAUGCUCAAAUGUGGUCUUUUGAGAGAAUGGAUGACGACGUCGUUCAUUUUCUUAAUUGGAUUACUGUAUUGGAUGAAGCUGAACGAAAUAGAAAUUUGUAUCGAGUAAAGCAUUCGUUAGAUAAGACGUCGCUUUCUGUAAUGACAAAGUUGCAUCAACAAUAUCGCCAGGCUUCACUUUCCUUUCGAAAAAGAAAGAAAAAUUUUGAUUUUGACCCAGAGGUACCAUCUCAGGAAGAAAAGCAUUUAAAGGAAUUGGAAGCAUCAAUAUCAAGAUCUUCGUUUGGUUUGGAGCAUAUCAUUAGAGAACUUUCUCAACUUUAUCAACUGCCGAAUGUUGUAACGAUUGAUUAUGCUGGUGCUGCAGCAGAGAUUCUUCUAUCUGGUCAUCCCUUGGAAUUACUGGAUGGUGAUUCAGGUUACAUACCAAUGAAAUGGUUUAAUGCUGUUUUUAAAAAGUUGGAACGCAAAACAAAAAACGCUCGAAUUUACGUAAUUUCUGUGUUAGGUAUUCAAAGUUCCGGUAAAUCGACAAUGUUGAAUACAAUGUUUGGCUUGGAAUUUCCUGCUAGUGCAGGAAGAUGUACUUGUGGUGCUUUUGCUAGUCUUAUUCCAGUUAGUGAACAAGUCAGAUCCGAGUCAAAUUUUGAUUAUAUAUUAAUCAUUGACACAGAAGGUUUGAGAGGAUUGGUUGAUCCAAAAUUGAGAGAACACGAUAAUGAAUUGGCAACAUUUGCUAUUGGUGUGGCUGAUGUCACGAUUGUCAAUAUCUUUGGGGAAAACCACAAUGAAAUGAAAGAGUUUUUGCAAAUGGCUGUUCAUGCUUUUCUGAAAAUGAAACUUGUGAAGGAGAAGAAGACUUGUAAAAUCGUCCAUCAAAAUGUUGCUGCAACAGACGCUGAAGAUAAGCUUAUAACAGAUCGGCACAACUUGAAACAAGAUUUGGACAAAAUGGCGAAGCUUGCUGCUAAACACGAGAACUGCGAAGAAGAGUUUCAAAAAUUAGAUGAUAUCAUUGCAUUUGACGAAAACGAAGACGUCUUUUACAUCCCAAGUCUUUUGAAAGGAAGCCCUCCCAUGGCUCCAAUUAACCCAAAUUAUGGUAGAGCUGUUCAAGAAGUGAAAGAUAAUAUAAUUCAUUUAAUGUGCUCGAAGGUAGUAAGUAGAAACAAUAUUUCUGUAUUCCGUGAAAGGGUAAACAUGCUCUGGAAAGCUAUGCUGAAGGAAAAUUUCAUUUUUAGUUUCCGAAAUGUAAUUGAAGUUAGAGCUUUUACAUCUUUAGACAAAAAGUAUUUUGAGGAAUAUGUUAAAAAUUUGGUAAACGGAAUGGCUGAAGUUGAAAGAAAAGUACAAGUAGACUUGAAGAGAUGCACAACGCGAGAGGAACGUUAUGAACAAUGGAUACAAAGCAAACUAAAUAUUCGGAAAGAGGCAGAAGACCUCAAGAAGAAAAUGGAAAAUUCUAUGAAGAGCUUUUUUGAAAGCAGUGAAGAUAGCUCAACCCUUGAACAAUGGAAGGAAAACAUAAUGAACAGAAUUUUGCAGUAUAAAGAAAAUCAUCAAAUGACUGUAAUGAAAAGUUGCGAGGCCACUUUUAAUCAUUUGCAGCAGCGACAAGAAGUCGAAGAGAAGAAACUAAAAUACGAAAAACAGCUUCUUCAAAGAGCCAGAGCUUUUAUUACGUCUGGUCAGAAUACAGAUGAUAUGGAAAAGUGCAAGGCAGCAUUUCAACAAGAAUGGGAACAAUGUAUCAAAGAGGUUCCUGCUUACGAAGAACAAAAAAAAGACGUAAAUAGUGAAAUGGUAGAAGUGCUUUGUGAUACGAAUCCCGCUUUUAAUGUUGAUAUGGUAUCAAAACUUAGCAAUAAGAAAUGGGAUAUUUUGAAUUUUCACGGGGUUGAUCCUUUCAUUGACGUGAAUAAGCUUUCUCUACAGCAAUCUAUUUUACAGAAGUUUGGUAGUUUGGUGGGAUUUGGAAAAAAUGAAACCGUCGUUCUUGCAAAAAAUAUCAAAGACGAAGCUGUCUCUAAAGGAUAUGUCUUUGCAAAGAAUACUUCGAAAACUGCUGUUAGAUACUCUCGUGAUCACCUAACACGUAUGUACCAUGAAGUAACCUCUACUAUAGAAAAAGCAGCAGAAAACGAACGCUUUAAAUUUAAGAAAGAAUUGAUUUGUGAUAUUUUAAUUUACACCUUUGCACUCACUGUUAAAAUUUUUGAUGAAAUGGAACAGCGCUAUUGUGAAGAACGAGAUAUCAGGCGUGACCUCGAACUAAACUUGAGACCAAGGCUUGAAACAUAUUUUGUUAAUCUUUGCAACGAAAUGGAGAAAGAAGUUUUGGCUGCUAAUUCGCUGGUCGAUGUGCUUCUUGAGCCUAUCAAAUCAGAGCUUAACAAGACCAUGGGACCUGCUGUGACUGGUGAACUUUUAACAAAGAGCAUGUUCCAAAGCAAAGGUCCUUAUCAUGCCAGUGUUUUAAUUCAACUUGGAGAACAAAGUAUGUUUGAAUUGUUCGUUCCGUAUUUUGAGAAUCCCGUUAAAUUUCUGGAGGGUAAAUUGCAGGAAUCAGUGGAAGAUUAUUGCUUAAAGAAAGAACCUUCUUUGGUUCAAUUGUUGGUAAAGAAGGAAACGCAAAAGAUUGAGUCAAAUAUUUCAUCUGCGAUUGAAUUUGCCAGUAAGUUAGCAAAACAAGAAAUUGUUCUAGGAGGUGGAAAGUUUAAAGUGAUAAACUGGAUUAAUCACUUUGUGCUAAAAUGUUCUACUCUUGCAAUCACAAAGGAGAUGUUUGGUGUGGCCACAAUGGAUGAAGAUUUGAAAGAUAUUGACGUAUUCGACACAAAAAUUCGUCAAAGUGUUUCGGAAUUUGUGAAAACGUUGGCAGAAUCUGAUGUAGAUAAAGAAACUGUUGGGAAAUGGGAUCCAGCUCCCCAUGAAAAUCUGUUCCCUGCAAUGUUUGGCUGUAAGUGCGUUUGUCCAUUUUGCAAAGGUUUGUGUGAUCAGACUAUUGAAGGCCAUCCAGGUAAUCACUCAACACGAAUACAUCGUCCCCAGGGCUUGACAGGUUAUCAUGAUAUCGAAAGCAAAGUUUUAAUUUCCGAGAUUUGCACAUUAUGCGUAGCUGGAGAAAGAAGAUUUAAAAACACAGAGACCAAUUGGGAAUGGUGUAAAUAUAAAGACUAUCAGUCCGUAAACGAUUAUUACAAAUCCUGGACAAUUCCUCCAGAUCCUUCAUUUGAACCCUCUAAAUAUUGGCAGUGGUUUAUAGUAAAAUUCUCAAAAAAACUUGCAGAACAUUAUAAGAAAAAAGAACCUGACAUCCCCUCAGCUUGGAAAGAUGUGACCUUCAAAGAGGCUAAAGAGCAGCUGCAGGAAACUUACAACUUAUAAAAUGUAGAUUUCGGCCAUUUUGUAACAACCAAUUUGUAAUUGUAUUGUACGAUAAGCUUCAUUUUUCGCAUUGCAAAAUUACCGUGUCUUAUUAAACUCUGUUUAGGAAGGAUAUUAACUUGUUGAUUUCAUAUGAUAAAUCACACUGUAGAACGUACAAAACUCUAAGUAAACACGACAUUUUACUAAAAAUAGAGAAGCGUGCAUUAAGUAGUGAGUAUUUUUUCCGUACAUCAUACAGUUCAAGUCCAAUCAGUAUGUAUAACGUACUUCAAUAUGAUAAAUGAAUAUUAAAAUCUUCGUUAAACUUUUUUCACAUUUCAAAACUCUGUCAACUACAGACAAGUAACUUCCCAAAACUGACCAGAACUAAAAAUGAAUCACACCUUCCCAAUGCCGAUAAUAAGUCGUUAUUUACUGUCCUGUGCUCAAAAGACGAAAAAAACUAUUUUAAACAAGGCAAUUAACUAUCACAAUUAUCACAACCAUGACACAUCAAGCGUUCUGCCUAUGCUGGGAAUCAACUAAUUUAACAUCGCCUUUUUUGGUGAAUAUCGAGGAUCUGAUUGGUAAAGUUGAUAAUGGUGAGCAAGAGGUGAUUAUGUCGUCGGAGGCAGACGUGUAUAGCAUUGCUUGUUUUGGUUUGACUUUAACAAAUCCUUUACAUGCAAAACUUUUCCAUUUUCGAAGUAGCUAUUGUCUUAAAUAGGCUUUUCUCUGGCGAAACAAACAAUUAGGCUCGUUGCAGCUACAACGACCAUUCAGCUUGGAAAUUAAUGGCUAAAAGGUUAAGAAAUGUGAAAAGCGAAAGGAUAGUUUUGUUCUGUUGAUUAUGAAACUAACAAGAACGUCGUGCUAUGAGGUAUUUGGGCAUGCGUAAUUGUGGUGAUCGUACGUUUUGCAUUAAAUAGAUAUGAACCAUCAACCAUCGUAAAGUUUACUAUUUCUUUGAUGUCGAUAAUUAAAUUGUUAUAGAUAUAAAUUUUAAUAAGAAAAUUAUUUCUGUAUGAGGAACAGCUGUAA